UUUUACCGCCCGGCUUUUCCCGCCUCCUCCUUAUCGUCAUUCGUUCUUCGUUCGCCAAUUGGAUCUUGUCGCAAAAUUUUCCAUUAAACUACGAGAUGUCUGCUACCGAGGGCAAGGUAAUCAAAUGCAAGGCAGCUGUUGCAUGGGAGGCUAAGAAACCACUUGUCAUCGAGGACAUCGAGGUCGCGCCACCCAAAGCGCAUGAGGUUCGCAUCAAGAUAACUGCCACGGGAGUGUGCCACACAGAUGCCUUCACCCUGAGCGGUGCAGAUCCGGAGGGUCUGUUCCCAGUGGUCCUGGGUCACGAGGGAGCGGGUAUCGUGGAGAGCGUUGGCGAGGGAGUUACCAACUUCAAGGCCGGCGACCACGUUAUCGCUCUGUACAUCCCGCAGUGCAACGAGUGCAAGUUCUGCAAGAGCGGCAAGACGAAUCUCUGCCAGAAGAUCCGACUCACCCAGGGCGCUGGAGUCAUGCCCGAGGGUACGUCCCGUCUUAGCUGCAAGGGCCAGCAGCUAUUCCACUUCAUGGGCACCUCCACCUUCUCCGAAUACACUGUGGUGGCCGACAUUUCGCUGACCAAGAUCAACGAGAAGGCGCCGCUGGAGAAGGUCUGCCUGCUGGGUUGCGGCAUCUCCACGGGCUACGGAGCCGCCCUGAACACAGCCAAGGUUGAACCUGGAAGCACCUGUGCUGUUUGGGGAUUGGGAGCCGUUGGACUGGCGGUGGGUUUGGGCUGCAAAAAGGCUGGCGCUGGCAAGAUCUACGGCAUUGACAUCAACCCCGACAAGUUUGAGCUGGCAAAGAAGUUUGGUUUCACCGACUUUGUCAACCCCAAGGAGGUGGCCGACAAGGGAGCCAUUCAGAACUACCUGAUUGACCUGACCGAUGGUGGUUUCGAUUACACCUUCGAGUGCAUUGGCAAUGUGAACACCAUGCGCUCCGCUUUGGAGGCCACGCACAAGGGCUGGGGCACCUCGGUGGUGAUCGGAGUGGCCGGCGCUGGCCAGGAGAUCUCCACACGACCCUUCCAACUGGUCGUGGGUCGCGUGUGGAAGGGCUCCGCCUUUGGCGGCUGGCGUUCCGUGUCGGAUGUGCCCAAACUGGUGGAGGACUACCUAAAGAAGGAUCUGCUUGUGGAUGAGUUCAUCACCCACGAACUGCCGCUGUCAAAGAUCAACGAAGCAUUCGAUCUGAUGCACAAGGGCGAGAGCAUUCGCAGUAUUAUUAAGUACUAAAGAUGCGAUAGCCUUGAAAUUUAAAGCUCGAGAUAAUUUUAUACUUUUCACUUUUUAUACCAGCAAUUGCAUGCGAUUGCGUAGAAUAAUAAACAACCAGUGUAUAUGUAA
This is a messenger RNA of Drosophila ficusphila, 1346 nucleotides long. It is a transcript of the gene Fdh, whose product is annotated as alcohol dehydrogenase class-3. Gene Ontology annotation, biological process: formaldehyde catabolic process. Gene Ontology annotation, cellular component: cytosol. Bases 96 to 1235 code for a protein of 379 amino acids. The record is from RefSeq and is a predicted model, not a curated record. Lineage: Eukaryota; Metazoa; Arthropoda; Insecta; Diptera; Drosophilidae. The transcript has 4 exons. Gene Ontology annotation, molecular function: S-(hydroxymethyl)glutathione dehydrogenase [NAD(P)+] activity; zinc ion binding.